AAGCACACACAUACCGAGAGAGCGAGACAGACAGACAGAGGGAGCGAGGGAAAGAGAAGAACAUACGAUACUUUUGUUUCUUCACAUCCUACCUGCGAGCGUCCCGGUGGAUAUUGUUCCCGUCCGAACGUCUCGCAAUAUUAUCAUCGUCACCUUUACACGCCGCUCCCAUCCUAGCCGAAUAACACCAUAUCAACGAUGGCUGCUCAAGUAAACGGCGAAGUCCAUCCGUCCUCCGCGACCCUGUCGCAUCUCACCGGAUACCCGGUUGUCAGCGACGGCAUCGCCUACUUCAAGGGGAACCCCUACGGGCAGAAAUCGAUAGAGCUCGGCGACUCUGCCUACAAGACCUUCGCGAAGCCGGUCAUCCCUCUCCUCACCAAGCCGUACCAAUACGUGGAGCCCUACGUCAAGAGGGCCGACCUGAUCGGCGACGAUGCCCUGACCAAGAUCGACCAGCGGGUUCCCGCGCUGAAGAAACCGACGAGCGAGCUGUGGGCUGAGGGCAAGAACUUCGCCUUCUUCCCCGUCCGCAAGGGCCUCGAGACCCGUGACCACGUCUUCGACGUCUACAACUCCGAGUACAAGAAGGUCGGGGGCGAGGGCCUCGUCACGUCGGGCAAGGCCCUCGUAUCUACCGGCUUAUUCGUCACGAGCGAGGCCCUCGCCUGGAUCAGCGACCUGCUCAAGGCCGGCAAGGUGCAGGCCAAGGAAGCCAGCUCGGAGGCAGCUCGACAGGUCAACCAGGCGACCCACCGAUCCAGCCGCAACCAGAACAGUCGUUGACGGCCGUGACAUCUACCCAUACCUACACACCACACACCCAUGUAUAUUCAACUAGGGGAGAUAGGGCUAGUCUUCACGUGCUUUCUUUAGAUACCAGGGAUAUUUAUUUCUUUGUAUUUCUCCCCCUCUCUCCUUUCCUUAUCACCUUUCGAUCGAAGUAGUGUCCCGAACUCGUGACGAUUGAGAAAGUCGGGUUAUUUUAAGAGGGGGGCACUAGGGACUCGUGUAUCGCAGGGGGUGGCAUAGGCGGGUCACGAAGGCUCGCUGCCGCUUCUCGGCGUCGCUUACGGAAAAAAGAGGUUCUCAAGGCGCCUCGCGAAGGCAGACCUGUCAGGCAUAAUAGGGAUCUCGGUUCGGCUGAGGCGUCCUCGUCCGCUUUCGAUUCUCGCCGA
Molecule: messenger RNA, 1178 nt
Organism: Durotheca rogersii
Lineage: Eukaryota; Fungi; Ascomycota; Sordariomycetes; Xylariales; Xylariaceae
Exons: 3
Coding region: 199-786 (195 amino acids)
Source: RefSeq, a predicted model, not a curated record